Messenger RNA from Mangifera indica (mango), 3543 nucleotides. RefSeq names its product bifunctional fucokinase/fucose pyrophosphorylase. Gene Ontology annotation, molecular function: ATP binding; fucokinase activity. The record is from RefSeq and is a predicted model, not a curated record. The transcript is spliced from 7 exons. The coding region runs from base 167 to 3424 and encodes 1085 amino acids. Gene Ontology annotation, biological process: GDP-L-fucose salvage. Lineage: Eukaryota; Viridiplantae; Streptophyta; Magnoliopsida; Sapindales; Anacardiaceae.
UUUAUCGAUGAUACAGUGGACUUUUGUUUUUUGAAGUAUUGAACAGAUUUGAUUUGAAAUUUACGACCCUGUAUAUUGUUGUUGCAUCUACUCGCUCAAAGCUCACUACAAAACUAGCACAAAGCUUAUCUCAAUUCUUCCAAAUUUUCUGGAGGGGCUACUGGAAAUGGAGCCCCAAAGUGAAGCAAAAAUUUCGAGAGCCAAACAGAAAAGAGCAAAGGCUGACUUAGAAGCAAUUUUGCGAAAAUCAUGGUACCAUUUACGAUUGUCGGUGAGAUAUCCUUCGCGAGUGCCAACAUGGGACGCUAUUGUCCUUACGGCGGCAAGCCCCGAGCAAGCCGAGCUGUACGAGUGGCAGCUCCGGCGCGCCAAACGCAUGGGUCGGAUCGCUAGCUCCACUGUCACUCUUGCCGUUCCCGAUCCCGACGGCCAGCGGAUCGGAUCCGGUGCAGCCACUCUCAAUGCCAUUUUAUCUCUUGCUAAGCAUUACGAGAAGCUCGAGGUCGAUCCUAGCUCAGAGGUGGGAAAUGCAAAUGGUGGCAGUUCUGGAUCUUUUGUGAACAAUGAAGGUUCACUUCGGGAAAUGGUUAGGUUUAUGGCCAACAGGCAUAUACUACUGCUUCAUGCUGGAGGUGACUCUAAGAGGGUCCCAUGGGCAAAUCCUAUGGGGAAAGUAUUCCUGCCGCUACCAUAUUUGGCAGCAGAUGACCCGGAUGGGCCUGUUCCGCUGCUUUUUGACCAUAUACUUGCAAUUGCUUCAUGUGCAAGACAAGCUUUAAAAGAUGAAGGUGGAAUAUUCACUAUGACUGGGGAUGUUCUUCCUUGUUUUGAUGCCUCGACCAUUAUUCUUCCAGAGGAUGCGUCCUGUAUUAUCACUGUUCCCAUCACCCUUGAUAUUGCAUCUAACCAUGGUGUUAUUGUGGCAGCUAAAACUGGGAUUUUCACAGAAAAUUAUACUGUUAGUUUAGUUGAUAGUCUUCUGCAGAAGCCAAGUGUUGAGGAGCUUGUCAAGAACAAUGCAAUUCUAGAUGAUGGUAGGACGCUGCUUGAUACAGGAAUAAUAGCAGUUAGAGGGAAAGCUUGGGUUGAACUUGUUACUCUUUCCUGUUCCUGCCAACCAAUGAUUUCAGCGCUACUAAAAAGCAGAAAAGAGAUGAGCUUAUAUGAAGAUCUGGUAGCCGCUUGGGUACCAGCUAAACAUGACUGGUUGAGACAACGACCAUUGGGUGAAGAACUCAUUAGCAAAUUGGGAAAACAGAGGAUGUUCAGCUAUUGUUCAUAUCAAUUGUUGUUUCUACAUUUUGGAACCUCAAGUGAAGUUUUGGAUCACCUAAGUGGAGCUAGUUCAGGACUUCUAGGUCGAAGACACUUAUGUUCCAUCCCAGCAACCACUGUGUCUGACAUUGCCGCAUCUGCCAUUGUUCUUUCUAGCAAAAUUGCACAUGGUGCCUCCAUUGGUGAAGAUUCUCUUAUAUAUGAUUCUAACAUUUCUAGUGGAAUACAGAUUGGUUCUCAAUCUAUAGUUGUGGGUGUUAAUUUCCCAGAAGUCACAGCUGUGAAAGCAGCGGAUUCAUUUCGGUUCAUGCUUCCUGAUCGUCUUUGUCUUUGGGAGGUUCCCUUAGUUGGAUGCACUGAAAGAGUACUUGUCUAUUGUGGCCUCCAUGAUAACCCAAAAAUUUCUCUUUCCAAGGCUGGAACAUUUUGUGGCAAACCUUGGGAGAACGUUUUGCAUGAUUUAAGCAUUCAGGAAAUUGACCUGUGGAGCUCAACAGGUGGUCAGGAAAAGUGUUUAUGGAAUGCAAAAGUAUUUCCCAUUCUUUCUUACUUUGAGAUGCUGAGUUUGGCAACUUGGUUGAUGGGCUUGAGUGACCACAAAACUGAAUUCUUGCUUCCCUUAUGGAAAAAUUCACGUCGUGUCAGUUUGGAGGAGUUGCAUAGGUCAAUCAACUUUUCAGAAAUGUGUGCUGGGUCCAGCAAUCAUCAAGCAGAUCUUGCAGCUGGAAUUGUCAAAGCUUGCAUUAAUUAUGGCAUGCUUGGACGCAACUUAAAUCAAUUGUGCGAAGAAAUUCUUCAAAAAGAACUGUCAGGGGUUAGAAUAUGCAAGGGCUUCCUGGACCUAUGUCCCAAACUUCUGGAGCAGAACUCUAGGAUUCUUCCCAAAAGUCGAGCAUAUCAGGUGCAAGUUGAUCUCCUCCGAGCAUGCAAAGAUGAGAAAAAAGCUUGCGAGUUGGAGCAUAAAGUUUGGGCUGCAGUUGCUGAUGAAACUGCUUCGGCUGUGAGAUAUGGGUUUAGAGACCACCUCUUGGAGGCUCCUAGCAGGGAUGCUCUAGCAUGUCAGAACAAAAAUGUUGAUGGCUGCAUGGAUCAGCCUUUCCUACCUAAAACAGUGAAGGUUGAGUUACCAGUUCGUGUAGAUUUUGUUGGUGGUUGGAGUGACACCCCUCCCUGGAGCUUAGAGCGUGCUGGUUAUGUCCUUAAUAUGGCUAUAAGUUUGGAAGGUUCCCUUCCAAUCGGGACAAUCAUAGAGACGACAAAAGAUAAUGGAGUAUUGAUUUGUGAUGAUACUGGAAAUCAGUUACAUAUUGAAGAUUGUACCUCUAUUUCUACUCCCUUUGACCACAAUGAUCCAUUCCGGCUUGUCAAAGCAGCAUUGCUAGUGACUGGCAUUGUUCAUAAUAACAUUCUUGCAUCCAUGGGCUUGCAGGUCAAGACAUGGGCCAAAGUUCCCCGGGGUAGUGGUCUAGGAACUUCUAGUAUUUUAGCAGCUGCUGUUGUGAAAGCACUACUACUGAUAACUGAUGGAGAUCAAAGUAACGAAAAUGUUGCACGACUUGUUUUGGUAUUGGAGCAGCUCAUGGGCACAGGAGGUGGCUGGCAGGAUCAAAUUGGAGGUUUAUACCUGGGAAUUAAAUUUACUUCAAGUUUCCCUGGAAUACCCUUACGGUUACAAGUGAUCCCCCUUUUGUCUUUUCCUCAAUUGAUUUUGCAGUUGCACCAGCGACUGCUUGUAGUAUUUACUGGCCAAGUCCGGCUUGCACAUCAAGUGCUACAAAAGGUUGUAACUAGAUAUCUACAGCGGGAUAACCUUCUUAUUUCCAGUGUCAAGCGACUGGCUGAACUGGCAAAGAUUGGGAGAGAAGCUUUAAUGAACUGUGACAUAGACGAACUGGGUGAUAUAAUGUUGGAAGCUUGGAGGCUGCAUCAGGAACUGGAUCCCUACUGCAGCAACGAACUUGUUGACAGAUUGUUUUCGUUUGCUGAUCCCUACUGCUGUGGAUAUAAACUAGUGGGUGCCGGUGGUGGGGGUUUUGCAUUAUUACUUGCCAAGAACGCCGAGUCUGCAAUUAAACUAAGACACGAACUGGAAAAAGAUCUGAAGUUUGACGUGAAAGUAUACAAUUGGAACAUCUUCUUAGAAUCUUAGAAGCGUAUUUGUAUGUAGAUAUAUCAUAAGAAGAUAGCCCAUUAUUUAUUAUUGUAUGUACUCCAAAUAUUCUUCAAGCAUUAUAAGGCACGAUUAAUAAAUUUGAUGCUUUAAUUCAA